UGUAACUGAAAAACGGUAAAAAGACUGGAAAACCUGUACAACUAAACGAUGUUUAAGCUAUUAUGAAAAUCAUUCCAAACAGUUAAAGUUUGAGUGUAAAUCCGAAAGAAGUGAACGCCCAAGAAAGGAUAUUUGAUGACAAGGCCCAUCUAAACAUCACGAAAGCGUUAAAAAUCCAGCGACACCUAACCAUAUCAUAAACUUUGGUAGCAAAACGAUCGUUUGGCAGGGACUCUGAGUCUUGCAGUCUUUCAAUUACACCACGGAGAUCAACCAGACCACAACCAUGGGCGAUAACGCAUCACUGACUACAAUUGAAGUCUUUUCUUGGCAGUUAAAAAGCCGAUCGACUGUCAUUCAGGCCACAGAGUCGUUCUUCAUGUUGUUUAUCAACUCCCUCUCUUUCUUUGGGAAUCUUCUUCUUGGAAUCGCUGUCAUCAAAAACCCGAAUCUUCGCAGGACUGUUCCCAAUGUGUACAUUAUAACUCUGGCUGUCUCAGACUUCUUGAUGUCUUUGCUGGGAAUUCCUUUCUCAGUCGCCUCUCUGAUCGUUGGAAAAUGGCCUUUCAACAACUUUGUCUGCCAGCUUCAAGGCUUCUGGAUUCUUCUCAUGUGUGCAGUGUCAUUACAAACUUUAGCUGUCACUGCUGUGAAUAGAUACUUCCGUGUUGUUCGAUCUCGCACGCAGUAUCAAAAGUACUUUAACAUCAAGACAACAAAGGUAACAAUCGCGAUUUUGUGGAUCUUGGCUCUGUUUGCGCCGCUUCCAUACGUUGUUUCCGGACACGAGUUUUUCUUUCACACUGGUAAAGUUUUCUGUGCGCACAAUGCUGAAAGCUUAUACCAGGGAUAUGGAGCUUACUUGGUUCUCGUUUAUGUGCUUAUUCCUUUGAUUAUCAUCAUAACUUGUUACACCAAAGUGUUCUUCGCCGUUCGAAAACAUAACCUCAACUUUCGACUCAGUCAAAAACGAAGACAGCUCAACCAUCGCAGUGAUAGUCUUCUAUCUGUGGACGAAGUAAAGGUUACCUAUAUUCUCCUUGUGGUUGUAAUUGGUUUUCUAACUUGCUGGACCCCUGUGAUGGUUAUCGACAUGAUUGACUUCAUAAACGCGGACUGGAAACUCAAACGCCAAGUUUACGUGAGUUACACUUGUUUUGGAUUUGCUAGCACCUCCCUGAACCCCAUCAUCUAUGGCAUCAUGAAUCGUUCCAUCCGCGCGGAGUACCUGCGAAUCUUAGCGCCUUUGAGGGUGUGGGUAUCUUACGGUACCGCGAGCGAUGUCAAAGCAGACACUGCAACGGACGAACCCGCGAACAGCACCCGACGAACUUUGGCCGGAAACAAAGUCGGCGUGUCAUUUGAACGCAGUGAAGAAAGAUUGCCACCUCAAGACAAUGGCUCUCAUAAUCAGAAGCCAUCUUUGUAUCGAGCAGAUAGCUCGACACAGCCAGCAAGCAGCCGAGGUGUACAUGGGAUAUCGAGCAUUAAAUUUGGGCCGACAUAUUCCUUGUGACGUAGAAAUAGUCGCCACGGUGAUAAUAUGAAAAGAGAGCUUAAAGAUCACAGACCAACCAGCCAAAAGCAUCAAAGCAAGAGGUAUGACACCUGAUGCAAACGACUGUGUUGUCGAUCACUACUUUUCAUGUAAAGGACUUCGAAACGUCACGGAGGAGAGACAAACUUUACUCUUAGAUUUUUAAGCUCUUAACUUUUUUCGCGAAUUCUUUUUCUCGGAGAAUCGCUUCAUUUUCUCUCGAAAAAAAUCAAAAGAGACCAAUAUAAGACAAAAGUCUUCUGAGGUGAAAUCCUAAAUAUAGCACUUUUUGUAUCAUACUUAUGCCGCUUAUUUAAACUU
This is a messenger RNA of Pocillopora verrucosa, 1858 nucleotides long. Its product is annotated as melatonin receptor type 1A-like. The record is from RefSeq and is a predicted model, not a curated record. Gene Ontology annotation, molecular function: G protein-coupled receptor activity. Lineage: Eukaryota; Metazoa; Cnidaria; Anthozoa; Scleractinia; Pocilloporidae. Gene Ontology annotation, cellular component: membrane. Gene Ontology annotation, biological process: G protein-coupled receptor signaling pathway.